Nilaparvata lugens (brown planthopper) is the source of this 4245-nucleotide messenger RNA. It is a transcript of the gene pnut, whose product is annotated as septin-7. The record is from RefSeq and is a predicted model, not a curated record. Gene Ontology annotation, molecular function: GTPase activity; GTP binding; molecular adaptor activity. Gene Ontology annotation, biological process: cytoskeleton-dependent cytokinesis; cilium assembly. Gene Ontology annotation, cellular component: septin ring; cell division site; septin complex. NCBI's taxonomy places the organism in Eukaryota, Metazoa, Arthropoda, Insecta, Hemiptera, Delphacidae. The transcript is spliced from 13 exons. Bases 307 to 2226 code for a protein of 639 amino acids.
GCGGCGAGCGGAGUGAGUCAGUCGAGUGUCGACCGUCUGGCAGUGCGUUUGUUGUCCGUAGUUGGUGACGGUUAUCUGUUGCGUGUGUGGUGUAAUGUGUGGCUAGACAACACUGUCGUGCAUAGAGUAACGCAAUUAUGUGCUAUUAGUAUUGUAGCACACCAGAUCUAAUUUUACUAAUAAUCUCGAGAUAAAUAGUGGCGUUAUCGUGGUAGUAGCACACUCUUAUGCUACUUGUUGGCUCCAACCACUAUCGGGCUAUUAGUGACACUAUCGUGGUAGUAGCACACUGGUGCAUCACGUGCAAUGAGCAGUGCCAUGAACCCAACGACAGCCCUGAGCAACGGGGGCGUCCCGGCGGCGAAACCGGCCGCCUCCCCGGCGUCCUACCACUACACUAGCAGUGCCAGCCUGCUGGCUGCGGCUGCCGCCCCCAAGCCGAAUCCUCCGCCCCCGACGCUGCCCAAGUACACGACCGGGUCGCUGUCGUCUGCGUCGUCGGCCACCUAUCGGCUGGCCAGUCUCGACCGCCUCGCCAACCGCCAGCGCCUCUUUGAACAGAACUCCACGGCGGCAGCGACUCCUCCCUCCAGUACCAUUGCUACUGACUCUGUGUUGCAAAGCAAACGGGAGUUGUUCUUCAAGAAUGAACUGCCGUCGGCAGGUGGUGGUGGAGGUGGAGGGGCCGUCCCCCCUGUUCCAGCUGCCAAUCCCCCUCCCCCCGCCGUGCCCUCUCCCUCAGCCAUUAAGGAGGCUUUGGCCAAGCGGGCGGCUGCCACUGCAACCAUAGCUCCAGGUGCCGGAGGUGAUAGGAUUUCAGAAAAUGCCGAUACAGCCGAACGAAAUAAUGUCACAAAAGGUGAACGCGAUAAAAUAGUGCCAGAAAGGAAAACGAAAGAACUAGAUGGAUAUGUUGGUUUCGCUAAUUUACCAAAUCAAGUGUACAGGAAAGCUGUGAAAAAGGGCUUCGAUUUCACACUUAUGGUUGUAGGCGAAUCGGGUCUAGGCAAGUCGACACUGAUCAACUCGAUGUUCCUGGCGGACGUGUACAGCGCGGAGCACCCAGGCCCGUCGCAUCGGGUGAAGAAGACUGUGCAGGUGGAGACGAGCAAGGCGCUGCUCAACGAGAACGGAGUCAACCUGACGCUGACCGUCGUCGACACACCCGGCUUCGGUGACGCCGUCGACAACUCCAACUGCUGGCAGCCGGUCAUCGACUACAUCGAAUCUAGAUACGAAGAGUACCUGAACGCAGAGUCGCGGGUGAACCGGAAGGUGCAGCAGCCGGACAGCCGCGUGCACUGCUGCCUGUAUUUCGUCGCCCCGUCCGGCCACGGCCUUAAGCCACUUGACGUCGAGUUCAUGCAUCGGUUGCACGACAAGGUCAACAUCAUCCCCAUCAUCGCCAAGGCCGACACCAUGACGCCCGACGAGAUCGGACACUUCAAGAAACAGAUAUUAAACGAAAUCGCUCAACACAAAAUUAAGAUUUACGAAUUUCCCGAAACAGUCGAUGAGGAAGAGGCGAAACUGCACAAGACAUUACGCGAGCGAGUGCCAUUCGCGGUGGUGGGAUCGAACACAACGGUCGAGGUGGACGGCAAACAAGUCAGGGGAAGGAAGUACCCUUGGGGAGUAGCUGAAGUUGAGAAUCUCGAGCACAACGAUUUUAUAGCACUAAGAGACAUGCUUAUCAGCACACAUUUACAAGACUUGAAAGAUGUAACCAACAACGUGCAUUACGAGAACUACAGAUGUCGCACCCUCGCGGGACUAGGGGCCGAUGGAAAGCCUGUCCGCAUUUCAAACAAUUUAUGCCCACAAGGAGUUCUCAACAACACGUUCAUGACCGUUUGGAACCCAUUGGCUCAAAUGGAAGAGGAGAAGAGGGACCAUGAUGCGAAGAUGAAGAAAAUGGAAACCGAAAUGGAACAGGUCUUCGAGAUGAAAGUCAGAGAGAAGAAACAAAAGCUCAAGGACUCAGAAGCCGAGCUCCAGAAAAGGCACGAGCAGAUGCGCAAAAGCCUUGAAGUGCAGCAGAAGGAGCUGGAAGAGAAGAGAAAGGCGUUGGAAGCCGAGAUCGCCGCCUGGGAGCAGACGUCGGGAGUCAGCAUGGAGGAACUGAGACGGCGCAGCUUGGAGCGAGAAUUUCGAUUGCUCUUGCCAACCACAAGCAGGUCUGUUGACGGUAAGGAGAAAAACAAAAAGAAGAAAGGGCUUUUCUGAAAGAGCCGGGAUAAUUUGGACGAGUGUUAAGUUUGCUACCUGAUUCUGUGCUCAAGCAAACUUGCCUCAACUUUUGGUGUGCCAACUUUUGGAACAACGAGUAACAACUUGUGCAACGAACAGCUGCAUCAACAGUAUUAUCAAGUUGUUUUGUGCCAAUAUGAAAAUGGUGAAACUUUCACAUAUUUUAAACUGCUCUGCUGUUAUUAUAGUGUUUUAUCAAUUGAAGAAGGUUCUGAACGUUUUGACAAACGAAAAACAGACGAAGAAAUUGUUCGUUUUUAUCAUCUUUGUAGAGGACAUGUUAACUUUGAAAACAAAAAGACCUAUGUACAGUAACAUACUAUAAUCAUCAUUGAAACUCUGAUGCUUUCAUAACCACUGAUUUCUGAUUAUUAUUGAUUAGUAACUAAGAUGUAGAUAAAUUACCUACGGUACAAAGUAUACAUGUGAAAUCAUAUAAACUAUUGCUGUCUGGGUAAAUUUCUGUAUAAUAAUGAAUAUUUAGCUGAAUCUUCCUUGUUCCCAAUUUUAAAAUUAGCCAAAAUUUGUGUAAAUACGUUUUGUGAAUUUCUUAUUUAUUUAUUUGGUUCAGAUUGUAUUGAUUUUGUAGGUAGAAAAAACUGAUAUAUAUUCUUCAUGAUUGUAUCAGUAAAAAUAUAUUUAUUAAUGCUCUUUUACCUACAAAUAACAAAUAUAUACUUGUUUACUAAUAAGUCCAUGGAUAAACUAUAUGCUCACUUAGUUAUGUACAAAGUGAAUGUUGAAAUCUAUACUCGGAUGAUACUAAAUAAAAUAAAGGCAAAAUAAUGCCUAAAACUACUCCCUGAGCCAACAUUUCUCAUUUUUUACGGUAUUUUUCAAAUUUUAUAGUAUUUAUUUUCAUAUUUAUAGUAUUCAUAGUUAGAGACAACAGUGUUAUAGAAAGUUUUAUCUUCUCUUAAUUUGUUCUAUCUUUCUCCGAUUCUCAUUUCCAUUCAAACACUCGAUUUAUUUACGUAAAUUUCUCUUUCUAUUUUCAGAAAAUUCAAGUUUCCAGUGUACUUCUUUGAUUUUUGAUUCCAAACAUAAUAAUAUGCUGUGAAUGUGUUGUUGAUAUUGGGAGCAUCAUGCAUUGAUAGGAAAAUACUGUUACUAAAUUAUUUUUAAUACAUCUACAGUAUGUAUUUAUAUUAUAUUAAAAGUCGUUUUAUUGACAUUUAAUAUAAUUUUAAAUAACUACGUUGUCUGUUAUUCCUUCAAUUAUGUUUCGAUCAACAGGAUUGUUUUAGUUUUGUCUUCACUUUUAAAACUAAUAUAUAAAUUCCAUGUCUGUCAUUAAUAGAUCUUUUCCAUAAAAGUCACCCUGCCUUUGCCCUAUUUCCUUACGGAAGAUGAAUUUUAGAUAAUAUAACUCAAAAGUAGAAUUCUAAGAUAUUUUCAUAAGUAGGGCCUAGCUUAACUAAGAUCCAAACACAUCUUGUUCAAUCAAACGUUUGUACAGAUGUCAACAAAUAAGGUGGAUUGGAUAAUAUAAGAAUAUUAUCAUUGAUUAAUUACGAAUGAUUCAGAAUUAUAAUUAAAAUUGAUAUAUUGAUGAUACUAUAAAUUUAAAACUAAUAUAAAUUACACAGCACAAUUACUGUAAUCAAUGCAGUUAAACUUUUCAAAGCUAUAUAUAUUUUUGAAUGUGUUAUACGUAAUCAAGUCCUGUAGUUUGAAGUACCUAUGUAUUAAGAUAAGAUGUAGUAAUUAUUCUAUGUAACUUAAUGUAAAUUAUUUCUCCCACCUUUCACAAAAAGUUUUAAAUUAUUUUGUAACUGUGAUUGUUCCAUUGUAUUUCAACAUUUAUUAAUGUAAUCAUUCCAUGCAGAGUUGCUGAGCAUAAAUGUUUUAUUUGAUUUGCAUUUUCUGAUGGUUCAAUUACCACGAGUCUGAGAAUAUUCUCAAAUGUGCAUUGUCUUAUAUCAAUUAUUGUUUUAAUUCAACAAUUUGUGAAUUAUAUUAUUUUGUAAAAUAAUAGAUUGUACACACAUUGUA